Saitoella complicata NRRL Y-17804 is the source of this 2238-nucleotide messenger RNA. Its product is annotated as Rho GTPase activation protein. Lineage: Eukaryota; Fungi; Ascomycota; Saitoellomycetes; Saitoellales; Saitoellaceae. The transcript has 3 exons. Gene Ontology annotation, molecular function: GTPase activator activity; protein binding. Gene Ontology annotation, cellular component: cell cortex. The record is from RefSeq and is a predicted model, not a curated record. Gene Ontology annotation, biological process: regulation of actin cytoskeleton organization; regulation of GTPase activity. Bases 1 to 2238 code for a protein of 745 amino acids.
AUGGCUGCCGAGAAUGACGUGGAAGUUCAAGACGACUUGGCGAAAGCACAGCGGAAACUACGUGAUUUGAAGACCAAGAUUUCGUCGCAGUCGAAGAAGAACUUUGUGUUGGAGAGGGAUGUGAGAUACUUGGAUUCGCGAAUUGCGUUGUUGAUUCAGAACAGGAUGGCGCUUGAUGAGCAGAAUGAGGUUGCUAGUCAUCUUGAUGAUGCGCCAGAGUUGCAAGAGGGUGUUUUUCCGGAUGACAGAAAGCUUCAGCAGUACGGCAACUUGUUCUUCCUGCUACAGUCAGAACCUCGGCAUAUCGCCGCGUUGACGCGUUUGGUCAGCUUGGCGGAGAUUGACUCACUGCUACAGACCGUCAUGUUCACCAUCUACGGAAAUCAGUACGAGAGUCGCGAAGAGCACCUUUUGUUGACCAUGUUUCAGUCUGUCCUUUCAGCCCAGUUUGACAGCGCGACCGAAUUUUCGUCUCUUCUCCGUGCGAAUACGCCAGUCUCGCGAAUGAUGACUACAUACACCCGUCGUGGUCCUGGACAGUCAUACUUGCGAUCGGUUCUCGCUGAGCGCAUCAAUUCGCUUAUCGAGCACAAAGACUUAAACCUCGAAAUCAACCCUCUGAGCGUGUACGACCAGAUGGUGGACCAGAUUGAGGAAGAUAUGGGUACCUUACCCGAGGGUAUGCCGAGACGAGUAACAGCGGAGGAAGCAGCAAGAAGUGACGAUGUACGCGCGAUCAUUGAGCCUCGAUUGGCUAUGUUGACAGAGGUUGCAGAGAGCUUUUUGCGGACGAUCAUUGACAACAUCGAUGCUGUGCCGUAUGGUAUUCGAUGGAUCUGUAAGCAGAUUAGGAGUUUGACGAGGAGGAAGUACCCGGAUGCGCCUGAUCAGUCGAUCUGUUCGCUCAUUGGUGGUUUCUUUUUCCUUCGGUUCAUCAACCCGGCUAUCGUUACCCCUCAAGCGUAUGUCUUGAUCGAUGGAACGCCUGGAGAGCACCCCAGGCGAACGUUGACGCUCGUCGCGAAGAUUCUACAGAACCUGGCGAAUAAGCCGACGUAUGCUAAGGAGCCGUACAUGGAGAGCCUGUCGCCUCUAAUCGAUAACAACAAGGCAAGAGUAAACCAGUUCUUGAACGAUCUCUGUGAAGUCAGUGACUUCUAUGAUUCUUUGGAGAUUGACAACUACAUUGCAUUGUCCAAAAAGGACCUUCAGCUUCACAUCACGUUGAACGAAAUCUACGGUACUCAUGCUUUGCUUGAGAAGCACGCGACUAUCCUCGCGCCCGAGAAGACCAGCCAUCUUCGCAUAUUGUUGAAUGAAGCCGGUUCUGCGCCGCCAAUGCUGCCAAGACACGAGAACAGAACAGUCGAGUUGCCCUUGUACAGUCGCUUCGAGACGCCUGUGUCUGAUUUGACGACUUCCUUGGAUGUCACGCAGUCUGACAUUCUCUUCAUGGAGACGAAGGCGACAUUCGUGCAGCUUAUCCGUACGUUGCCUCCGUCGGCGGGUGCUGCUAAACGUCCGCUCAACCUGUCGAAGAUUGCGGAUAUGGCGGCCACCCUGAAGGAUGUCGCGCUAGUUCGGAAGGGUAUCAAGGCACUCGAGAUGCUUCGUGAAUUGGCAGAGCAGCACCUUGUCGACCCUCGAGACCGGUAUAACCCUUUGACCGAGGAAGUCGAGCAAGAACUCGCUCAUCUCGGAUCCCUGCGUGAACACGUCAUCGAAGAGACAGACUCGCUUGAAGGUGUCUACAAGACCAUAUGCGACCACAACGAUUACCUUCGCGGCCAGCUCGAGACGUACAAGUCUUAUCUCCAGAACGUGCGUAUCCAGUCCGGUGGUGCGCCGGAGAAGAGUCGGAGCGGAGGUGUUGCUGGUGGUGUUGGACUUGUUGCUGUUGGCGGUAAGCAGAGGAAGGAGAAGAAGAAGCAGAGUUUGGGGCCGUAUAAGUACACCCAUUCGCAGUUGGAGAAGGAGGGAGUGAUUGCGGAGAGUAGUGUGCCAUCAGACAGGCGAUCGAAUAUCUAUUUCAACAUUGUUUCACCAGUACCGGGAACAUUUGUUAUCUCAUUGCACUACAAAGGACGUGAUCGUGGACUGCUCGAGCUUGAUCUCAAACUCGAUGAUCUUCUUGAAAUGCAACAGAAUAAUGUCCAGCUUCUCGAUCUGGAAUACGUCAAGUUCAAUGUUACGAAGAUCUUGCACCUCCUCAACAAGCAAUUUGCGAGAAAGAAGUGA